Molecule: messenger RNA, 957 nt
Organism: Pneumocystis jirovecii RU7
Lineage: Eukaryota; Fungi; Ascomycota; Pneumocystomycetes; Pneumocystales; Pneumocystaceae
Exons: 3
Coding region: 1-957 (318 amino acids)
Cellular component (GO): mitochondrion
Source: RefSeq, a predicted model, not a curated record
AUGACAAAAUUAACUAGUUAUGGCCCAAAAUAUCCAAUUAUUCGAGCUUACCGAUUAUGGUUUCUUUACCCGUUAACCAAAGAUUAUAAAGCUCAAUAUAAAAUUAUACAUAAUCAAAUUAAUUCGUAUUUCUAUCUGUGUAUACAAAAUAGAAAAAACACUCAUGAUUCAAAAAAAGACUCUAUACCUUUAUAUUCUCAUACCCCAUCAUCUACAAAAAUAUUAUUAACAAAACCUAAAAAUAAUUUUAGAUUCAGUAUGCAUCAAUUUGACACUUACAAUUUAGUUUCCACACUAGAAGCUACAGGAUUUACUCACAAUCAAGCUAUUACAGUUAUGAGGUCUAUUCAUGCAUUAUUAAUUGGUAAUUUAGAAACAGCAAAAACAAACUUUAUUUCUCGUUCAAAUCUUGAAAAUGAAAUACAUUUAUUUCGUGCAUCACAAUCUGAACUUAAAACAGAAAUUCAAUCUAUGAGAAAAAUUGAAGCAUCUGCUUUACGUGCAGAAACAUUAGCCUUACGAAAACAAUUAGAGACAUUAGAACAAACACUUAAAGAAGACUUACUGGCUCUUAAAAAUGAUGUAGCCAUAGAUUUUAAUGACAGAAAAAGUUCUAACAAAGCAGAAGAAAAAAAUAUGGAAAUAAAAAUUCAAGAACUUAAUAAUAAAUUCACAAUUAUACUUGGAGAAAUUCGAGCAAUGUUAGAAAAAAGUAAAUGGGAUGCUUCUAAAUAUGGAAUGUGUAAGUUUCUUAUUUAUGGAAAAAAAUUACUUAAUAUUAUAAAAGUUUCAAUAUUUAUCAUUGCAGGAUUUGCAUUAAUUGUUGUUUCUAUGCGGAAAACUAUUCAAGAAGAAAUAGAACCCAUAAAACCAAACCAAAGCUGUAAUGAAACAUUCAAUAAAUUAAAAAAUCAUACAUUAAAUAAUCAUGCACUAGAUGUUAUUUCUCUAGGAUAA